AACACGUACACUGCUUCAACACGUGUGCCAGGAAUCUCUCCAAUCGAUCUCCCGUAGGCGAGAGUACUCCUGCCCUUUUCUCGAGCCCAAAGUGACCGUAAUCGGAGGCAGAGGGCGUAUUUACGCUCCGUGCGUAAUCUAGAACCGGCCCGUAUUCCCUGCAAUUGAAACCAGGGCCUCUCUCUCUCUCUCGCCCCUCCAUUGGAAGAAUGAUGCAGGCGUACAGAAGGUGCGCAGCGCACCAGUCUCUGUUGAAACCCUCACAUGUUCUCACCUCUCUCAAUUCCAUUCAUCCUCUCUCUGAAAAUGGAAUCGAUCAUCCACGGCUAGGAUCGACUCUCGCCACAAAGGGCGUGGGGCAUCUUGUUCGGAAAGGCACUGGCGGAAGGUCAUCCGUUAGUGGAAUUGUUGCAACUGUGUUUGGAGCUACUGGGUUUCUAGGUCGAUAUGUGGUGCAACAGCUUGCUAAAAUGGGAUCUCAAGUCCUGGUUCCUUUUCGAGGUUCUGAGGAUUCUCAUCGACAUCUCAAAUUGAUGGGUGAUUUGGGUCAGAUUGUACCAAUGAAAUACAACCCAAGAGAUGAAAAUUCAAUUAAGGCGGUAAUGGCAAAGGCUAAUGUUGUUCUUAAUCUCAUUGGAAGGGAGCAUGAAACAAGAAACUACAGUUUUGAGGAAGUGAACCAUGCUAUGGCUGAACAGCUUGCAACGAUUGCUAAAGAACAUGGUGGGAUCAUGAGAUUUAUACAAGUUUCUUGUUUAGGGGCAUCCCUGUCCUCACCAUCCAGGAUGUUAAGAGCUAAAGCGGCUGCAGAAGAAGCCAUUUUGAGAGAAUUACCUGAGGCCACCAUCAUGAAGCCCGCUGUCCUGAUUGGUACGGAAGAUCGGAUUCUAAAUAGAUGGGCACAAUUUGUGAAAAAGUGGACCUUCCUUCCACUCAUGGGCGAUGGGUCUACAAAAAUCCAGCCAGUCUAUGUUGUCGAUGUUGCUGCUGCAAUUGUCGCGGCCUUGAAGGAUGAUGGCACCAGUAUGGGAAAGGUUUAUGAACUUGGUGGGCCGGAGGUUUUUACCAUGCAUCAACUGGCAGAACUGAUGUAUGAAACCAUCCGCGAGUGGCCCCGUUAUGUGAAAGUUCCUUUCCCCAUUGCGCAGGCUAUUGCAUCCCCUCGAGAAUUCUUGUUAAACAAGGUCCCAUUUCCUCUACCAACACCUGAUAUUUUCAAUCUGGAUCAGAUCAACUCUCUCACUGUGGACACAGUUGUGUCCAAAAAUGCUCUAACUUUUGAAGAUCUCGGGAUAGUUCCCCAUAAGCUGAAGGGCUAUCCUAUUGAGUAUCUGAUAUCAUAUCGGAAGGGCGGGCCUUCAUUUGGUUCUACAAUCAGCGAAAGAGUAACCGGAACAGAAUUCUAGUCUGUAGUUUGCGGAUAUCUUUUCAACUCAUAUGUUUGGGGUUCAUGCUGUGUUCCCACCACAGACUUCGUUCAAGCAAAGAUAUGAUGUGCCCUUUGGAUAUUUUGAGCUGAGGCCCUCUUCUUUUUCAAUUUUCUACAAUAAUUAAAUGAAUAUUGAAACUGUUAAUACAUUUUUCUGUUUAUUUCUUGUUGUAUUAGAGAACCCUUCUGCAGGACGGAAGAGCUGUUUUUGCUCUUGUAAUCUCUCCUAUUUUUUGUUUUGUUUUUUGUUUUCUCAAAGGACAUGGAAUUUUUAGGCUUUUGGAUGGCCCAUUUUCUAUGGAAAAAUAAAGAUGUCAAAUGGGGCUGAUCUUGAACAAUGAUAAAGAACAGCUCCUUUGGUUGUGUC
Magnolia sinica is the source of this 1796-nucleotide messenger RNA. Its product is annotated as NADH dehydrogenase [ubiquinone] 1 alpha subcomplex subunit 9, mitochondrial. Bases 210 to 1406 code for a protein of 398 amino acids. The transcript has 12 exons. Gene Ontology annotation, cellular component: mitochondrion. NCBI's taxonomy places the organism in Eukaryota, Viridiplantae, Streptophyta, Magnoliopsida, Magnoliales, Magnoliaceae. The record is from RefSeq and is a predicted model, not a curated record. Gene Ontology annotation, molecular function: protein-containing complex binding.